AUGGCAGAAGGCGACCCGUCGAUCCUCCUUGAAGGUUUCAUACGGCAUGUUGACGUUCUUUCCCAAGAUUCAUCCUACCAGUAUCUCAAGGGCGUUCUCGAAGAGAAUUCAACGCUCAAAGAGCGCAACAACAUCCUCAAUAUCACUAAUGAUGAGAACCACCGGGCCAUCUCACGGUUACAAACGCAGCUAGACGACUCAAACCAGCGCUGGGAGGAGCAGGCCGAGGAGUUGGCUACGCUCGCUCAGGCAAAAGCUCUCAUCGAUGAGAAGGCUGCCACGCUCGAGUCAGACAUCGAGACGGCAAAGGCACAGCUCGACAAAAGCGCGGAUGAGGCCUCGAGACUACAAAAAGAGCUCAGCGAUAAGGCCACGGAGCUCGAGACCGCCAACGCAGAGCUCGGCUCGGCCAAAGCAGAAACGGAUUUGAUGAUGGCCCAACUUGACGAGGCUAGGGUUGACUGCUCGAAUCUGAAGGCCGACAUCAGCUACCGCGACUCUCAGAUCGAACGUUUGACAAUGAGCCUUGAGGAAGAGAAGGUAGCUCAUGAGGCUUCAAAGUCAAUAAAAGAAGAAGUCACCAAAGAACUGCAGUCCAUACGCGAAGACCUCGAAGCAAAGAACACGAGGCUCGGAGAGCUCAACGCUCUGUCCUACAGGAUGAAGAACCCUCCACAAGAGCAAACCCAGCAGCAACUCCAUAGCAUGUUCACCACCGCAUACAAGUGGGCUGAGAAUCUGUUCUCAGCAGACUUUGAUGAAUCCAUGUUCGCUGCACCGUCCUCAGGCACGCUCUGGGCCAAGCUACGCAACCAUGGGCGCGUCAACAGAAUCAUCCCCAUGCCGCUGUCCAACACGUUUGAAGCCAAGUGUAUGCGCAUCAGUGCGAUCCUGGCCAUAGUGGCCUGGUCCUUCUCUAUGCACAUCUUCCAGCCGACGUUCCUACUGCAGUGCAACGAGUUGUCAGACCUGCUCGCGGGGCUCGCCGACGACGACCCCGUUCGCGAGAACUACCUCCGCUCGGUGAUGCUGCCUGUGUUGCCGUCCAAGCAGAAGGCCAACGGCAAAAAGCGCAUCGAGCAGGUCGUGCUCGAUGUUUUCGCCUGCAUCGGCCCCGUGCUGCCCAAUAACAGGCGCGACGAAGUCCGCAGCUCGCUCGAGACCAUGUGCAAGCAGGUCUGUGGGCAGUGGAUGCGCUUGCAACUGCUCGACGAGAAGAUCGAGCCCAACUUCGAAGCCUAUGAUGAGGAGGACUGGAAGCUGCUCCGGCUCCCAACCCUUGAAGACUCGCAGAACAGAGACGCCGAGGCAAAGGUCGCCGCCGACGACACGGCUACCGAGUCUGCCAUUGCCGACGAGGAGGACCAUUUCCCCAGCGUGGGGGAUAUCGAGGACAUCGCCGCCGUGGUGUGGCCGAGCUUCUUGUCGUUCCGCGGCGGCGAGUCUGAGUUAUUGACUGAGGGGUUCGUGCUCACGAAGGACCAGGUCAAGCCGGCCUAUGCGGAGGAGAAGGCCGCACUGCUGCAAGGCAUCCACCGCGCCGCACGCCAAGUUACCCGGCGGGACCGCACUAAGAGCUUCGCAACCACCAACGGCGAUGACUUGUCCUCUUCUGGCGGUGCGAGGGCACUUGUUAAGGAUUUUUUACCCGCCGCCGACUCCGAAGACCCGCCGGGCCCCAACAACGAGAUCCAAGGCGAAAGCGGUGGGGCGCCGACCAUGAUGGAGCCGGAGCCGGAGCCAUUAGAAUGA
Messenger RNA from Neoarthrinium moseri, 1752 nucleotides. RefSeq lists its product as uncharacterized. NCBI's taxonomy places the organism in Eukaryota, Fungi, Ascomycota, Sordariomycetes, Amphisphaeriales, Apiosporaceae. The record is from RefSeq and is a predicted model, not a curated record. The coding region runs from base 1 to 1752 and encodes 583 amino acids. The transcript is spliced from 2 exons.